AUGAGCAGCAAAUUUGCCAAUCGCAGAAAGCCCCGCAAGGUUGGCAGGGAUGACGAGGAGGACGAGGGAGGCGUUGCGCCAGAGCCGGUCGUUAAGCGGCCAGCUUCCUCUAGGCUGAAGCUGAGAUCCAAGUUGCAGUUAUCCUUCGGCCCCGAGACGUCAAACGAUGGAGACCAAGACAGCGAAGUAGUCCCACCAAAACGCCACGGUCUUGGACGCAAGGCAAUAGAACAAAGUGCCGGUCAACUUCCUUCCCUGUUAUCUGAGAAAAUCACUGCACGAGUCGGUCAGGACCAAGACCGGCCUACCUAUAGCCAUGACUACUUGAAGGAACUUCGCGAUUCCACGCCCUCAACGCCGAAGACAACUACCGACGAUGAAACCAGCAAGGUUGUCGAUGUUGCAGCUAAGUUUGGGGAGAUUAUGACUCUCCCGGCACAAGCACAUAUCCCAAGCGAAGCCGAGAUCCGAGAGAAAAAAGCCCGGCGCGCACGCCUAGCUAUGGAACACGGUGCGGAGGACGAGUUCAUUUCAUUGGACGUGAACAAUGCGGCCCACACUGACGACUGGGACGCGGUUGUAAGAGGAGAUAAAGAAGUCGAACAAGAUACAAGACUAGUUCGGGACGACGAGGACUUUGCGGAAGGGUUCGAGGCCUUCACGGAGGAUGGCAAAAUGGCGCUCGGCCGAAAGGCAGAGCGCGAGAAGAAGCGGAAGGAUCGUGAAGCAAUGCGUGACCUUAUUGAGGAUGCUGAGGGUAUCUCCGACGAAGACGAUUCUGACUUGGAGGAAAAGGCUGCCUAUGAAGCCGCUCAGGUUCAUUCGGCCAUGGGUCGUGGCAAGUCAAGCGGUAUUGAUCGUCCGAGGACUCCUCCCAAAGUGACAUCUCUUCCACGACUGGCUAGCAGUUUUGAAAGGUUGCGCAUGUCUCUGACAUCUAUGGAAGUCGCAAAAACACAGAUGAUCAGCCGGAUGGAGGAACUGAGGAAGGAGAAGGCAGAUAUCGCAGUUCGUGAGGUGGAGAUCCAGGCGAUGAUCAAAGAAGCUGGCGAUAACUAUGAGCGACUCAGAAAGGAAGCUGGUGUUGAUCCUAAUACAAAGCUCGAUGGUUCCAAUGGAGCUCUGGAAAAAUCUCGAGGUUUGGAGAGUAUCGGCGCUCCUGUCCCUGUCCCGGUAAGGGACUCCUCAAUGUCGGAUUCCUCCGAUUCUAGCUUCGAGGAUUCUUCAUAA
Molecule: messenger RNA, 1230 nt
Organism: Penicillium roqueforti
Lineage: Eukaryota; Fungi; Ascomycota; Eurotiomycetes; Eurotiales; Aspergillaceae
Exons: 2
Coding region: 1-1230 (409 amino acids)
Biological process (GO): spliceosomal complex disassembly
Cellular component (GO): U2-type post-mRNA release spliceosomal complex
Source: RefSeq, a predicted model, not a curated record